AGGCGCGGGUUCGGGCGUCUUCUGGACCAGCGGGGCGCAGCCGGCCCCUCGCAGCGUCCGCCGGCAGGCGGGCAGGCGGGCGGUGGAGUCGCCCCGGCGGGGCCAGUCCGUACGGCGACAUGGGCGCGCCGGGCACGUCCGUACCGCAAGAUGGCUGCUCGGACAGGGACAGAGCCCGCCCCUGCCGCCUGGACAACUGCUCCCGGGUCCUCUAAGAGGAGGAAGCGCCACCCAUGGCACGCAGUGUCCCGUCGGACAGCAGAGCGAGCCGUCGUCCCGCGACACGACCCCACGCCGCUCGCAGGGCGCUCCGGGCUCGCGUUGGCCCGGCCGUACGCCAAAAUGGCGGCUCCCGCGUAUUUCCGCUUGCGCGCCGUAUCCUCUUUGCCGCCUGCCGCGCGCCCCGAUUGGCCCCCGCGGCGUCCCGUCGCCGCGUCGCGCUGCGGGCCCGUCGGAGCGACGCCGCUUGGGUCAGUCGGCGGCCGGACUGGGAAGAUGGACGCAGCCACUCUGACCUACGACACUCUCCGGUUUGCCGAGUAUGAAGAUUUUCCGGAGACCUCAGAGCCCGUUUGGAUACUGGGUAGAAAAUACAGCAUUUUCACAGAAAAGGACGAGAUCUUGUCUGAUGUGGCAUCUAGACUUUGGUUUACAUACAGGAAAAACUUUCCAGCCAUUGGGGGGACAGGCCCCACCUCGGACACAGGCUGGGGCUGCAUGCUGCGGUGUGGACAGAUGAUCUUUGCCCAAGCCCUGGUGUGCCGGCACCUAGGCCGAGAUUGGAGGUGGACACAAAGGAAGAGGCAGCCAGACAGCUACUUCAGCGUCCUCAACGCGUUCAUCGACAGGAAAGACAGUUACUACUCCAUUCACCAGAUAGCGCAAAUGGGAGUUGGCGAAGGCAAGUCCAUAGGCCAGUGGUACGGGCCGAACACUGUCGCCCAGGUCCUCAAGAAGCUUGCUGUCUUCGACACGUGGAGCUCCUUGGCAGUCCACAUAGCAAUGGACAACACCGUUGUGAUGGAGGAAAUCAGAAGGUUGUGCAGGACCAGCGUUCCCUGUGCAGGAGCCGCUGCGUUUCCUGCAGAUUCCGACCGGCACUGCAACGGAUUCCCUGCGGGGGCUGAGGUCACCAACAGGCCGUCGCCGUGGAGACCCUUGGUGCUUCUCAUCCCCCUGCGCCUGGGGCUCACGGACAUCAACGAGGCCUACGUGGAGACGCUGAAGCACUGCUUCAUGAUGCCCCAGUCCCUGGGCGUCAUCGGAGGGAAGCCCAACAGCGCCCACUACUUCAUCGGCUACGUUGGUGAGGAGCUCAUCUACCUGGACCCCCACACCACGCAGCCGGCCGUGGAGCCCACUGGCAGCUGCUUCAUCCCGGACGAGAGCUUCCACUGCCAGCACCCGCCAUGCCGCAUGAGCAUCGCGGAGCUCGACCCGUCCAUCGCUGUGGGGUUUUUCUGUAAGACUGAAGACGACUUCAAUGACUGGUGCCAGCAAGUCAAAAAGCUGUCUCUGCUCGGAGGCGCCCUGCCCAUGUUUGAGCUGGUGGAGCAGCAGCCUUCACACCUGGCCUGCCCCGAUGUCCUGAACCUGUCCCUAGAUUCUUCUGAUGUAGAGCGACUGGAAAGAUUCUUCGACUCAGAAGAUGAAGACUUUGAAAUCCUGUCCCUUUGAAAAUCCUGGGGUCGGGGGUGGCACCUGUGAGAGCCUGGGGCUCCUGGUGCCGCCGCACUUCAUCCAUCCCGCCCGCUCGCCUGCCGAGGGCCGCGCCCCGUGCUGCCUCCCCCCAGAGGGCCACCCGCUCCGCUUGUGGACUGAGGCUGCGCUGCCCGGGAGGCCUUACUGCUUGGUGUCCGACUGCCCAGCUCAGAGUGCCCGUCAGGGCCUGUGCAUCUGCACACGGAGCCGUCUGUCAGGAGCUUCCAGAGCGUUCUCUGGACACUGCCAGCCCCGCGUUAGCGCCUGGGCCUCAGUCCCACUUGCUCCCAGGCGCCGGUUCUGUGGUUGGUUUGGAAUUAAAGUCCUGUUUGAAGUUGUCAGACACAGACAUGGAUUUCUGGGGCGCCUCCUGAGUCAGUCUCAGAAGACCUGUGCAGGCCGGCGUGAGAGGAGCAGCAGCCACGCUGCGGCCCCACGCCCAAGGACCGGGCUGCUCUCGAAGGGGGCGCCCAUGGCUGUGUCCUCUGCCCAGCCUGGUUACCAAGGGCGACCUCAGUGGGAGAUGAGGUCGGAGGAACAAAGGCAAAGGUUGCUUUGGGGAGAGCAGUAUUCAGGAAGUGGGUGUGUGGGAAACCUGAAGAUGGCGUGCAGAGGACACGGCGUGGGCAGCCUGGGCAGAAGGGCGGCUGGCUGUCCUGGGGCUGUUGCUAGAGUGCCUGUCCUCAGAGUGUCCCUUUCCAGGGCUGUGGCAUUCUGUGGUGGCUUCCCCAGGUGUGGCGAGGGGUGGGGCGGGGCCUCCACCUGUGACAGUCGGGCUCGGGGGUGGACAGUGUGCUUCUCCUAGGAGCCUUCCCUGUGUCCUUGCCUUGCUGAGAAUUGCCCUCCUGUGUCACUGAGGUGUUAGGUGGUUUAGGGCCCAAAGGGGAAAACCACCCGAGCCUUGUGGUGUGUGAUGGGCAGACAUCACAGGGUGGCAUCCUCUGGUGGCAUUUCCGGAACCUCAGCCCUGAUUCCAGAACCCACCACCGCCUGACCCUGUGUAACCUGCUGUCCUGGGUCCCGGAGUGCACUCUGCCCCGCUGCUGUGCUGCCUUCCUGGGGAAGUGGCUUUGCCCCACUAGGGAAUGUAAACAGGAGGGCUUAGGGAGCGUGGGCACGGUGAGCAUGGGCACCUUUCUCAUGAGCACCUACUGUGGCAUUGGCAGGACUCGCUGCUGCUGCUGCUUGUAUAGGUGUGGGGACCGGAGAUCCCCUCAGGACACGCCGCCCGCUCUGCAGUGAGUGACCCACCUGGGUAGCAGAGGACACCAUCCCCAGUCCCCCCCCCAAGACAUAGUUUAUUUCCUCGUAUCCUUUCUCCCUUGGGUGUAGUUGGGGUGGGGAAGGAGGGAAGGCUGGGGCGAUCUUCAUUCCUUGGGCUCUGCGUCUAAGUCCAUGGUGCACCGCUGUGCUGGGAGCUGUGGGGGCCUGCUGUAGUGGGAGUGUGGAACACCUUGACCAAAGGGGAGCUUUUUCUUGUGUGUUUUGAAAAAGGCUUAAUGAAGAGAAUGUUGUUCAUUCUUAGUAGUAUAGUUUGCAAUUCUUAAUGGCAAAUAAUAAGUUUCAGUAGAAAACAAA
Messenger RNA from Macaca mulatta (Rhesus monkey), 3279 nucleotides. RefSeq names its product autophagy related 4B cysteine peptidase (gene ATG4B). NCBI's taxonomy places the organism in Eukaryota, Metazoa, Chordata, Mammalia, Primates, Cercopithecidae. Gene Ontology annotation, cellular component: cytoplasm. Gene Ontology annotation, biological process: mitophagy; protein delipidation; protein processing. The record is from RefSeq and is a predicted model, not a curated record. Gene Ontology annotation, molecular function: cysteine-type endopeptidase activity; protein-phosphatidylethanolamide deconjugating activity.